GACGCAGGCGCACUGCACCGCGCCGCCGCCAUUUUGUGUCUGAGCCUGUGGAGCGAUUAAACCGUGCGCGGAGCUGCUUCUUUGGCGGCAGCGGCGGCGGCGGUGGCCGGUGCGGACGCGCGGAGCUCGCCGGAGACGCCGGGUGGCCGGAGCCGUGGAGCGGCGGCGGAGCGGGCGCCGCGGGGGGUGUGGCGCGGAGAAUGAUUACGGACCUGAAGCCAAAGAACAAGAUGCGCUAGUGGACAGAUUGCUGACCAGGGGCUUGAGAGCUGGGUUCUAUUUUCCCUCCUCAAACUGACUUUGCAGCCACGGAGAGGCAGGGGAAAUGGAAGGUGAUGCAGUCGAAGCCAUUGUGGAGGAGUCCGAAACUUUUAUUAAAGGAAAGGAGAGAAAGACUUACCAGAGACGCCGGGAAGGGGGCCAGGAAGAAGAUGCCUGCCACUUACCCCAGAACCAGACGGAUGGGGGUGAGGUGGUCCAGGAUGUCAACAGCAGUGUACAGAUGGUGAUGAUGGAACAGCUGGACCCCACCCUUCUUCAGAUGAAGACUGAAGUAAUGGAGGGCACAGUGGCUCCAGAAGCAGAGGCUGCUGUGGACGAUACCCAGAUUAUAACUUUACAGGUUGUAAAUAUGGAGGAACAGCCCAUAAACAUAGGAGAACUUCAGCUUGUUCAAGUACCUGUUCCUGUGACUGUACCUGUUGCUACCACUUCAGUAGAAGAACUUCAGGGGGCUUAUGAAAAUGAAGUGUCUAAAGAGGGCCUUGCGGAAAGUGAACCCAUGAUAUGCCACACCCUACCUUUGCCUGAAGGGUUUCAGGUGGUUAAAGUGGGGGCCAAUGGAGAGGUGGAGACACUAGAACAAGGGGAACUUCCACCCCAGGAAGAUCCUAGUUGGCAAAAAGACCCAGACUAUCAGCCACCAGCCAAAAAAACAAAGAAAACCAAAAAGAGCAAACUGCGUUAUACAGAGGAGGGCAAAGAUGUAGAUGUGUCUGUCUACGAUUUUGAGGAAGAACAGCAGGAGGGUCUGCUAUCAGAGGUUAAUGCAGAGAAAGUGGUUGGUAAUAUGAAGCCUCCAAAGCCAACAAAAAUUAAAAAGAAAGGUGUAAAGAAGACAUUCCAGUGUGAGCUUUGCAGUUACACGUGUCCACGGCGUUCAAAUUUGGAUCGUCACAUGAAAAGCCACACUGAUGAGAGACCACACAAGUGCCAUCUCUGUGGCAGGGCAUUCAGAACAGUCACCCUCCUGAGGAAUCACCUUAACACACACACAGGUACUCGUCCUCACAAGUGCCCAGACUGCGACAUGGCCUUUGUGACCAGUGGAGAAUUGGUUCGGCAUCGUCGUUACAAACACACCCACGAGAAGCCAUUCAAGUGUUCCAUGUGCGAUUACGCCAGUGUAGAAGUCAGCAAAUUAAAACGUCACAUUCGCUCUCAUACUGGAGAGCGUCCGUUUCAGUGCAGUUUGUGCAGUUAUGCCAGCAGGGACACAUACAAGCUGAAAAGGCACAUGAGAACCCAUUCAGGGGAAAAGCCUUAUGAAUGUUAUAUUUGUCAUGCUCGGUUUACCCAAAGUGGUACCAUGAAGAUGCACAUUUUACAGAAGCACACAGAAAAUGUGGCCAAAUUUCACUGUCCCCACUGUGACACAGUCAUAGCCCGAAAAAGUGAUUUGGGUGUCCACUUGCGAAAGCAGCAUUCCUAUAUUGAGCAAGGCAAGAAAUGCCGUUACUGUGAUGCUGUGUUUCAUGAGCGCUAUGCCCUCAUCCAGCAUCAGAAGUCACACAAGAAUGAGAAGCGCUUUAAGUGUGACCAGUGUGAUUACGCUUGUAGACAGGAGAGGCACAUGAUCAUGCACAAGCGCACCCACACCGGGGAGAAGCCUUACGCCUGCAGCCACUGCGAUAAGACCUUCCGCCAGAAGCAGCUUCUCGACAUGCACUUCAAGCGCUAUCACGACCCCAACUUCGUCCCUGCGGCUUUUGUCUGUUCUAAGUGUGGGAAAACAUUUACACGUCGGAAUACCAUGGCAAGACAUGCUGAUAAUUGUGCUGGCCCAGAUGGCGUAGAGGGGGAAAAUGGAGGAGAAACGAAGAAGAGUAAACGUGGAAGAAAAAGAAAGAUGCGCUCUAAGAAAGAAGAUUCCUCUGACAGUGAAAAUGCUGAACCAGAUCUGGACGACAAUGAGGAUGAGGAGGAGCCUGCCGUAGAAAUUGAACCUGAGCCAGAGCCUCAGCCUGUGACCCCAGCCCCACCACCCGCCAAGAAGCGGAGAGGACGACCCCCUGGCAGAACCAACCAGCCCAAACAGAACCAGCCUAUCAUUCAGGUUGAAGACCAGAAUACAGGUGCAAUUGAGAACAUUAUAGUUGAAGUAAAAAAAGAGCCAGAUGCUGAGCCCGCAGAGGGAGAGGAAGAGGAGGCCCAGCCAGCUGCCACAGAUGCCCCCAACGGAGACCUCACGCCCGAGAUGAUCCUCAGCAUGAUGGACCGGUGAUGGCGGAGCCUUGUGCGUCGCCAGGACUUCUCUGGGCUGUGUUUAAACGGCCCGCAUCUUAAUUUUUCUCCCUUCUUUCUUUUUUUGGCUUUGGGAAAAGCAUCAUUUUACCAAACAUACCGAGAACGAAAACUUCAAGGAUGAUGUUAGAAAAAAAUGUGAUUUAACUAGAACUUGCUGUCUGAUGUUAGCAAAUCAUGGAAUGUUCUGAGUCCCUGAGGGUUUACUGUGAAGUGCUGAGGACAGUGUUGACAACUAACUCGUUUUCCUAGAUGGAAACGGAGACAUUGACCCCUCCCUCCAUGUGGUAAACCACUCCAGAAUGGCCACCAGGCUUCCCAGAGUUCUAUGGUCUUCUUCCCAAGAGAGUUUUUAAUUGUAAAUGCAUACUUGGGAAGGACUUAGAGUUUUAAACUGUUUUUUGCUUUUGCUUUUCCCUGACUCCCUUUGCUUGGAGUCAGCUGCACACCAGUAGUAUGGCAUGCUACGAUCAGGUUCUGUCCUGAAAGCUUUGCCUCUUUCUUGGCAAAGUUUCUGGUAUGGUCAAGCUUGUAAAUAACUUUUUUUACAUUUUAAUCUUUUCCAUUAAUUAAGAGGUUGAAAAGAAGUGCAGUGUAAGAAAACCCAGCAUUUUAAUUACUUGCAAAUUAAGUUACCACAGACUCUGUAGUGUGUAAAUGUUGACAAGGAAUUGGAUCACAAUCAUGUAGCAGAAUGGCACCCAGACCACUGCCCACCAGUGACGGACAUGCACGUGGCAGAUCAUGAUUUCCAGCCCACGGAGCCAGCAUUUGAACCUUGUAUAAUUAACUUUCAGUUAUGAUUUCCCAUCGACAUUUUCUUUGCCCUGUUUGUAGCUGAUUGUUGUGUUUUAUAAAUCUUCUGUUAAGGCAGAAGGGUGAUUAUGAGUGGUUCACAGCAGCCCUUAUAAGCUGGGCCAGAAAAUUUCACUAGGUCAGUAAUUUAAACCUUGGAUCUUCAAAAAAUAAAAUAAUGUGAAGCAAAACCAACUAAAAAGUGAUUCUUGCACAUGAACUGUCACAUGUUUAAAAAUGUGUUUUUUAGAGAGCCUCAGUCUUACUGAUUUCAAACACUUUUUUCUUCUGUGUAUUGCUUUUAAGAGAGCCAUCAGUUAGCUAUCAGACUCUAGGUUGAUGCAUUUUGUACUUAGCUGUACUGUGUGAUAUUUUUCAUUAUUUUAGGACGCCAACAUGAGACCUGUAAUAAAAUAUGUAAUGGGGUUGAAAGCUGGGGAGGAGGAUCUACUGCUGUACAGCUAAUAAAUCAUAACGGAUUAACAAGUGCUCCAAAGA
Molecule: messenger RNA, 3816 nt
Organism: Homo sapiens (human)
Lineage: Eukaryota; Metazoa; Chordata; Mammalia; Primates; Hominidae
Source: RefSeq, a predicted model, not a curated record